Messenger RNA from Phycodurus eques (leafy seadragon), 816 nucleotides. It is a transcript of the gene gcshb, whose product is annotated as glycine cleavage system protein H (aminomethyl carrier), b. The transcript has 5 exons. The record is from RefSeq and is a predicted model, not a curated record. Gene Ontology annotation, biological process: glycine decarboxylation via glycine cleavage system; protein lipoylation. Bases 28 to 540 code for a protein of 170 amino acids. Gene Ontology annotation, cellular component: glycine cleavage complex; mitochondrion; cytoplasm. Lineage: Eukaryota; Metazoa; Chordata; Actinopteri; Syngnathiformes; Syngnathidae.
GCUGGCUCACGCACACACGGCGCGAAGAUGGCGAUGAGAGCGGCGCUGCGGCGCCUCACCGCAAACUUGCCCUCCGGACUUCCUCAGCGCUCACCCGCGGCGGCUCUCCCGGCGACGCGACUGCUGUGGGCGGCGAGGACGUCGAGCACCGCGGCCGCCCGCUGCGAAGCUUUAAAGUUCACAGAUAAGCACGAGUGGGUGCGAGUAGAAGGUGACAUUGGCACCGUCGGUAUCAGCAAUUAUGCUCAGGAAGCUUUAGGUGAUGUGGUCUACUGCGGACUCCCCGAAGUCGGUCAACGUCUUGAACAAAUGGAGGACUUCGGUGCGUUGGAGAGCGUGAAGGCCGCCAGCGAGCUUUACUCGCCGCUGACGGGUGAAGUGAAGGAAAUCAACACCGAGCUGGCCGACAAUCCCGGACUGGUGAAUAAAGCUUGUUAUACAGACGGGUGGCUCAUCAAGAUGACCAUCGAAAGGCCGGAUGAGCUGGAAGGCCUCAUGGAUCAAGCUGCUUAUGAUCAUUUGAUCAAAUCACUGGAAUAAUUCACCUUUGAAAAUCGCUGUGCUACUUUUGUACUUCAGUAACAUGCCGCAAAACCUCUCAUCCUCGGUGCUAUUUAUUCUCAUUCUGAAACAGUGCCAUAAGGAUAAUUUUAGUCUGUCAAUAGCUUCUGUUGUCAGAUUCAUUUAGUUGGUAAAACCUUAUAAGGGCUCUUAGGAAUGUUGGGUCUCUUUAUUUUAAAUGUGCACAGAUGAGAUGGAAGAUUGGGCAGUGAUUGCAAGUGCUGUCAACUUCAUGCAAUAAACUUUACAGUUUCU